AUGUGGAAAUGUUACUGUAAAGCUUACAGAAGCUUAUGGCUUUUGUUGGGGUGUUGGGCGUGUUGUCGGAUUGCUUAUGAAGCCAGAAAACAAUUCCCUCAUCAGAAGAUUUGGAUCACUAACGAAAUUAUUCACAACCCGACUGUUAAUAAGAGGCUAGAAGAGAUGGAAGUUAAAGAUAUCCCAAUUGAGGAAGGAGAAAAACAAUUUGAUGUUGUUGAUAAGGGCGAUGUUGUAAUUCUGCUUUGUUUUGGAGCUGCAGUAGACGAAAUGUUGACUUUGAGUAAUCUUCAAGUUAAUCAGGAAUUCAACAUCUAUGAAGGCACUACUGACUACUUCCAGAAUAGUCAUGGGAUUAUCUUUUUGGUUGAUAGAAAUGACAGUGAUAGAGUUGUUGAUGCAAGAGAUGAGUUGCAUAGGAUGUUGGAUGCUGUUUGUUCGGUUGAAUCAAUUAGUUGCACAACAAAACCAGUUAUCAGACUUGAUUUAAAAUCUGAAUACAACAAAAACUUGUUUAUGAGAUUGGCCUAA
This is a messenger RNA of Lactuca virosa, 531 nucleotides long. Lineage: Eukaryota; Viridiplantae; Streptophyta; Magnoliopsida; Asterales; Asteraceae. The record is from the annotation of a GenBank genome assembly.